AUGACAAGUCACCUCAGGACACACGGCUCAAGAAUCCACCCGUUGCUAACUGAUGGGACUCACGUGGUAACUCAGGCCACUGGAGACACAACAAAUCAGCUCGUUCUGAGCAGAUCUGUAAAUCCCUCGAGACACGCAUUCGUGACAUGCAAGAAUCAAGGAGAAACAACUCAGAUUUUGGGGAAGGCAGCAGAAAGAAGUUUCAACAGCACGGUAACCUUGGAAGAAAUUAAUCUGCCCUCAGAAUUUAUCAGACCUGCAGGCAGAAAGGGCCCCAUUUCGGAAGAAGAGAGAAUGGAGUUACUGAAGGCCCAAAUCACAAAGGGAGCCUUUUUUAUAACUGACUGGACCAGACCAGGCCCAAGCCACAGAGAAGACAGUUUUGAUGAUGGGCGUUUUGGAAGUGAUUUGCAGCUUGAACCUGUGCUCUCAAACCCUUUUGGACCCCAGCUAAAGCAAAACUCCCCCAUACUGGUGGGCCAGAUAAACAACAUGUUCAUUAGCAUUGGUCUUAAAAGGGUUGCUGAAACGGAAGUGGUUGGCAAUUUCAAAUCUCCUGAUAAAAAGGCAAAAGGCUCCCAGCAUGAAGAAAGCUCGGGGUCGACAAAAGGAAAGACAAUUAAGGCCUAUGGAAGAACAAAUCGUAGGAGAGGUCAGGCUUUGAGAAGAAAUCUAUUUUCGGAGGAAAGGCUUUAG
Messenger RNA from Prunus armeniaca (apricot), 696 nucleotides. NCBI's taxonomy places the organism in Eukaryota, Viridiplantae, Streptophyta, Magnoliopsida, Rosales, Rosaceae. The record is from the annotation of a GenBank genome assembly.